Monomorium pharaonis (pharaoh ant) is the source of this 817-nucleotide messenger RNA. RefSeq lists its product as uncharacterized. Bases 32 to 817 code for a protein of 261 amino acids. NCBI's taxonomy places the organism in Eukaryota, Metazoa, Arthropoda, Insecta, Hymenoptera, Formicidae. The transcript has a single exon. The record is from RefSeq and is a predicted model, not a curated record.
UGACUUGCUGUGAAAUAGCGACAUCAAUAACAUGGAUUUUCAAAACGUAAAUCCCAUAAAUGUGUGGCUGAACAUGGUGUCAGGUAAUUUAUUUCCAAUGACCGCCGAUUCUUCGUUUUCGAUAUUUUGGAAAAUAUACAGCCUUCUGGUAUGGUUACUCACAAUACUCGAAACAUGCGUACUAGUGCUUGGAUGUAUUUUUGUGCCGAUAGAGAAGGUUUUGAAAGACGGUUUAGUCGGUCUAGUGGUUUUUAUGGAAAUGAUCACUACAGUUAUACGAAUUCACACAUGCAGGGGACUGGUGCAACAAUUAAUUCAGAACCUAAAUAAUAUUCUGCGCAUGGAUGAUGAGUUGAUGAGAAGUAUAGUUACAACGACUAUAAAGUCUGUGGAAAUGCCCCUUAAGUUUUAUUGGUCGGCCGGUGUAAUGUCCAUAAUAUUAUGGAGUGGUACAUCAUUAAUAUUAAUCUUUCAAAGAAAUUCUUUUUUCUAUGUAGAUUACAGGAUGCCAGUGGCAUACACCAAAGAACCAUUCACGACCAGUAUCUUUGUGUUGGGAAGUGUCAUCAUAAUGAUUAGCAGCGUGUAUAUUUUUACAAAGAAAGUCAGCGUGGAUAGUUACAUAAUAAAUAUGACGUUGCUGACAACGGCACAAUAUAAAUACAUCGCAUUAAAAUUAUCGAUGAUAUUUCAAGAUAAGUCGCUUUCGAAUGAUCAGGACGAAUCUGAUACAAAAAAAUGUCAUCCUAAGAGAGAUUAUUAUAUUGAAAAAAAUAUAAAAGCUUUAUGUCGACAUCAUAAUAUGGUUAUUCAGUAA